This is a messenger RNA of Penicillium subrubescens, 882 nucleotides long. RefSeq names its product oxidoreductase, short chain dehydrogenase/reductase family. Gene Ontology annotation, molecular function: oxidoreductase activity, acting on NAD(P)H, oxygen as acceptor. Gene Ontology annotation, cellular component: intracellular anatomical structure. NCBI's taxonomy places the organism in Eukaryota, Fungi, Ascomycota, Eurotiomycetes, Eurotiales, Aspergillaceae. The transcript is spliced from 4 exons. The record is from RefSeq and is a predicted model, not a curated record. The coding region runs from base 1 to 882 and encodes 293 amino acids.
AUGGCCCCUUCUUUUAGUCUCGAUCAUACUACUCCUGCGGUCGUUCCCGAGUCGAACGAGACUCCGGCCGCCUUUGUGCCCACUAGAGAUCUUUUCUCUCUAGCCGGUCGCACCGUCGUCAUCACGGGCGGUGGUCGAGGUCUUGGUAUGACCUUGACCACCGCGGUCCUGGAAGCUGGCGGCGAGGUCGCCUGCUUGGACCUUCUCCCAGAGCCUAGCCCUGAGGAGUGGAUUGCUGUUCAGAAGCUUGCCAAGUCCUGUGGUCUCCAAGCCACCUAUACCAAAUGCGAUAUCACCAAUGAGGAGGUCACCAAAGGCCUGUUGGAGAAGAUUGCUGCUGAUGCUCUGAGCCGAAAUAAGCCCAUGCGAGGGCUCAUCACCUGUGCUGGAAUCCAGCAGAUGGUACCCGCCUUGGAAUAUCCCAUUGAGGGUUACCGAAAGAUGCUGGACGUUAAUGUUCUUGGGACCUUUAUUCCCGCUAAACACUGCGCUCGCAUCUUUGUGGAGCAGAAGACGGCUGGAAGCAUUGUUAUGAUCGCCUCCAUGUCAGGCCAGAUUGCUAACCGAGGGUUGACUUGUACAGCCUACAAUUCCUCUAAGGCCGCCGUGCACCAGAUGUGCCGAUCGGUCGCUCAGGAAUGGGGGCAGCACAAAAUUCGCGUCAACACACUUUCGGCCGGGUAUAUCCGUACUGCCAUGACCGACGCCUUACUGAAGGAAAAGCCUGAAGUCGAGGAGACUUGGAUGCGAGGCGCCCUCCUUGGUCGUCUGGGUGCGCCCGAGGACUUCAAGGGACCGACCGUGUAUAUGCUUGCUGAUGGCAGCGCCUGGAUGACUGGUGCUGAUCUUCGUGUUGAUGGUGGUCACUGUGCAUCGGCAUAA